Messenger RNA from Myotis davidii, 1162 nucleotides. RefSeq names its product orthodenticle homeobox 2 (gene OTX2). Gene Ontology annotation, cellular component: nucleus. The transcript is spliced from 5 exons. The record is from RefSeq and is a predicted model, not a curated record. The annotation marks the transcript as partial. Gene Ontology annotation, biological process: regulation of transcription by RNA polymerase II; multicellular organism development. Gene Ontology annotation, molecular function: DNA-binding transcription factor activity, RNA polymerase II-specific; RNA polymerase II cis-regulatory region sequence-specific DNA binding. Lineage: Eukaryota; Metazoa; Chordata; Mammalia; Chiroptera; Vespertilionidae.
CCUGCUCGUCCCCCCGUGCAGCAGCGGCCUGUUUUCCUCCCCCUGUUGUGUGUUUGUAUUAUUUUCCCUCUGGCUUAGAUGUGUCAAUCAUUCUCUCCCUGCCAUUGGUUGGAGAGUUUGCGUCAAAAAAGUUGCCAGAGAGGCGCUUUCUCAGCAAAUCUCCUUGAGAGCAGAGCCGGCCUCAGCUCCAACUCAGCCUCCACUGUUAUUAAAAAUAAAAAUCGCCAGAGCGGCCCUCACCGCGUCUGCUUUUGCUGGCUGGCCACUUGGAAUUUUGAAGGAUAAUUUGAUUUUUUUUUUCUAACCUCCCAUGCGGCUGUAAGUUCCACCACUCCAAACCCACCCACCAAGGACCCUGAAUCUGUCCGCCCCCGGCGAAGCAGGACCUUCCGGCUGGGUCCCCCCGAUUUGGGCUGACUUUGCGCCUCCUAACAACCUUAGCAUGAUGUCUUAUCUUAAGCAACCGCCUUACCCAGUCAAUGGACUGAGUCUGACCACUUCGGGCAUGGACUUGCUGCACCCCUCGGUGGGCUACCCGGCCACCCCCCGGAAACAGCGCCGGGAGAGGACGACGUUCACCCGGGCGCAGCUAGACGUGCUGGAAGCGCUGUUUGCUAAGACCCGGUACCCAGACAUCUUCAUGCGGGAGGAGGUGGCACUGAAAAUCAACUUGCCUGAGUCCCGGGUGCAGGUAUGGUUUAAGAAUCGAAGAGCUAAGUGCCGCCAACAGCAGCAGCAACAACAGAAUGGAGGUCAAAACAAAGUGAGGCCUGCCAAAAAGAAGACAUCUCCAGCCCGGGAAGUGAGUUCAGAGAGUGGAACGAGUGGCCAAUUCACUCCCCCUUCUAGCACCUCAGUCCCGGCCAUUUCCAGCAGCAGUGCUCCUGUGUCUAUCUGGAGCCCAGCCUCCAUCUCCCCACUGUCAGAUCCCUUGUCCACCUCCUCCUCCUGCAUGCAGAGGUCCUAUCCCAUGACCUAUACUCAGGCUUCAGGUUAUAGUCAAGGAUAUGCUGGCUCAACGUCCUACUUCGGGGGCAUGGACUGUGGAUCUUAUUUGACCCCUAUGCAUCACCAGCUUCCGGGACCAGGGGCCACACUCAGCCCUAUGGGUACCAAUGCAGUUACCAGCCAUCUCAAUCAGUCCCCAGCUUCUCUCUCCAAC